Solanum pennellii is the source of this 965-nucleotide messenger RNA. Its product is annotated as transcription factor MYBS3-like. Lineage: Eukaryota; Viridiplantae; Streptophyta; Magnoliopsida; Solanales; Solanaceae. The transcript is spliced from 3 exons. Gene Ontology annotation, molecular function: DNA binding. The record is from RefSeq and is a predicted model, not a curated record. Bases 71 to 859 code for a protein of 262 amino acids. Gene Ontology annotation, biological process: response to gibberellin; response to auxin; response to ethylene.
UCAUAUACAAAAAAAAAAAAGCUCUGUCCUCUCUCUUAAUUUUUGAGAUUUCAUAUCAUCAACUUAAUAAAUGGGGAGAAAAUGUUCACACUGUGGUAUAACAGGUCACAAUUCAAGAACUUGCAAAACUCAUAAAGAUGGAAAAUUAAUUUAUGAUGGUAUGAUGAAACUUUUUGGUGUGAAACUUGAAGUACCUUGUUCAUGGAUGAAGAAGAGUUUUAGUGUUGAUUGCCUUUCGAAUUCGUCGAAAACUUCAUCCUCAAUGGCUGCAUCUAAUUUUAGUUAUUGUGAUAUCUCAAAUGGUUAUCUUUCUGAUGUUGGAAGAGCUUCAUAUAAGAAAAAAGGAGUUGCAUGGACAGAGGAAGAACACAGGAUAUUUCUUGUUGGAUUGGAAAAACUUGGUAAAGGAGACUGGAGAGGCAUUUCUAGCAACUUUGUCACCACAAGGACACCAACGCAAGUCGCCAGUCAUGCUCAAAAGUAUUUUCUUCGACAAAAUUCUCUUUGUAAAAAGAAACGUCGAAGGAGUCUCUUUGACAAGGUUGGCAUGGAUAAAUCAACUAUGUUGCUAUUUGAUAAAAUGGUUAUCAAGACAAAUAUUUCAUGUGACAAGUCACACACACAGCCAGAGGAUACAAAUAUUUCCAUGAUAAAUUUCACUACAACUUCAUCAAGCAAAGAUUCAAAGUCAAGUAGUCAACAAUUUUCCAACAAUUUUACAUUUAUUAAUUCAACAACUUUUACAAGUCAUGAUAUUUCAGUUCAAGAUUCACCACUGCCAGACCUUGAGCUCACACUUGCUGUUCCAACAACAAAAAGUACUGCUCUUCUUGCUGGAACUACAAUUACUGUUGUUUGAGUUAAAACAAUUAAAAAGAUUCUGCUUAUAUUUACUAUAUACUAUAACAAGUGUAGGAAAUUAAUUAAACUAAGUAGAUGUCUAUAAAAAUAAUCAUUUAUUAAUA